AAUAAAAUAAAAAUACGACCAUGCCAUGGGGGCGUUGAAGAACUCAUACGAUUGGCUGACAGCGAAACACGUGACGCAUGCUAACGCUAGCUAUUGCUUCACCAGGAAACUGCAAAAAUGUGGUACGGUACUGUUUACAAGAGCAUCUCUGGUGAUGACCUCUGCCUUUUACGUCCAGCUAAUCCACGUUGAUGACAUAAAAACGCCGCUGAAGUUAUUUUAAAGGACUCGUUCAGUUUGAGUCACAUUUUGACGUCAGGGGUUUUUCGUUCACAUCACAGAGAGAUGGAUCUCUCCAGGAGGAACGACGGCGACUGGCAGGGGAUGGUCAACGAGUUCCUAAUUUGUAAGCGCAAGUUGGAGAGCAAAAAAGAAGCUCUGCUAAUCCUGUCCAAGGAGCUGGACACGUGCCAACAGGAGCGGGAUCAGUACAAGCUGAUGGCGAACCAGCUUCGUGAGCGGCACCAAGGACUAAAAAAGAAAUACCGGGAGCUCAUUGAUGGGGAUCCGUCUCUACCUCCUGAAAAACGGAACCAAGUGAAUUUAGCUCAGCUACUGAGGGACUCGAAAGAAAAAAGCAACCGUCUCUCUGAAGAAGUGAAGGAGCUGAAGCAACGACUGGCUGAAGCUCAAGGGGAUAACAAGCUCCUACGUAUGACCAUCACCAAACAAAGACUGGGAGACGACGAGGUAGGCGCUCGCCAUUUCCCAGCGCAUGAGCGUGAGGACCUGGUCAAACAGUUGGAAAGAGCCAGAGAGCAGAAUGAGGUUCUGGAGCACGGCGUGAAGUCUCUCACAGAUGAGCUUCAGGACAUUCGAGCGGAGCGCGACGUGUUCCAGCAGAAGGCUCAUCGCCUCAACGUGGAGAUGAACCAUAUCGUUGGGAAUGACGAUGUUCGAAUUUUAGAUAUUGAUGCACUUUGCAUGGAGAACAGGUAUUUGCAUGAUCGGCUAUGUCAACUUCAGGAGGAGGUGACCUUGCUCAAGACAAAUCUAGCCAAGUACAAGAGUGCGCUGGAAUGCAGGAAGAAUGCCAAAGUUUGUGAGAAGCCUAACAGCUUUGCACUCACUGGGGUGCUCUCAGCUAAACAAGUGAAGGAGCUGCUGUCUGAUGAAAGCGGGUGCACACUGCCCGUCACCGCCCAGUCCAUCUCGGACCUCAAGUCUCUGGCCACCGCUCUCCUGGAAACAAUCCACGAGAAGAACAUGUUGAUUCAGCAUCAGCGGCAAAUUAACAAGGUUCUCGGAAGUCGAGUUGCAGAAUUGGAGAAGAAGCUCAAAACAUUGGAAACGUCUGGAUUGUGGAGCCUGCCAGAGGGAAAAGACUCCAACAUCUGCAACUCUCAGCCACCAGCCACACCAGGAGAGUCAGAGCGGAGUUCAUCAGGCCAUCCAAUAAAAGAGAAUGAAACGCCAGCAGAACUUCCCGACUCGUCGCUCUCGUCUUCCCCUUCAGCCAAGGAGGAGCCAUCUACACGUCAGAGACGAAGCACGCCAAGCGGCGAUGAGCUUUGUGAAGGUGACCAAUCCAAGGAUGACAGCGGUGCAGGUGAUGUCUUUCCCUCCUUAAUAGACGUGAACACACCCCUUCUGUCAAAUCCCUCUGAACGACCGUCUGUGACAUCUAACCUCACAAGAAGAGAAAAUAAUGACGAAGAGGGAGUGGAGAAUGUCGAAACGGAUUGUAUCAUAAUAAAGGAACACGUCCAUAUUUCAGCACAUGCCGCCGCAUCCAUUCCCUUCGCAAAGGAGGAGGCCGUUCGGCAAGAUCAAGAGCUUUCUAUUGGGGCAGACAAUAGAGCGUGUUCUGUUUGACACGCACGAGCUUCAAAGGGGAGGAUAACACCCAAACAAGACAGUUGCGCUUCCACACUGGCACUGUAUAUUCCAGGAUACUUCUAGAGGCUGCUAUUUACUUGACCUACAGUUUGUUUAAGGAAGCACCUAAUGAUAUACAAUGAUAGUGCUUGAAAGCAAAGAGUCACAUAGAUUGUUACUCUUUGACAAAACUUCAUCUGACUACAAAGCAAGCAACCGGAGGAUUUUCGUUAAGUACACAGAGUUUCAUCCUCAAAGUGAAUUGUUGUUGAUUUAUAUGUGGGGUCCAGCACCAAAAUGUUUCAAAUAAUAGCCACCAUUCAGAAACUGUUUGACAAUAUGGUGUCCUUGUAAAAGUAAAACAAAACUACAAUAGUACUCAAAGAAUGCUCCGCUGUGGCCUAAACAGUUACAUAAUAUUUUAACAAGGGAAAGGAGAUUAUAUAUCACACUUUUGCCAUAACGCAAUCUGGAGCAGAUCAAAUUUGAUGUUAUUUUUUUCUCAUUGUGUAAGAUAGAUUUUUGGAAAUUUCCAAUUAAUUUGACAAAUUAAUCAAUAUUGGAAAAGUAUCCUCGGUGGACAAAAAGCACCAUUAAAACAAAGCUCAAAUAGUUGCAGUACCUGUGUAAUUUAUUCACAAUAUCGUCAUUUGAAAACCACUUUGAGUGCAUUUUUGUAGAUUUUGUCAUUUACAGGCAUUUAUUAGUAUCACUAAACAAAAUGUGACUACAUUGUUUUGAAGAAUAUGCUUAUGUAUAAUGUACACCAGGGGUGGCACUGGAUGAACAAUUAGCACAUUUGCCUCACAGUUCUGAGGAAGGGGGUUUGACCCUUUUGUGACAAGUAGUCCACUAUACUGUAUUUCAUUUAAGAUCGUAACCUGUUUUUGUCAUUGUACAGGUACGAUGACAUUUCUGCAGAGCAAUUACCAGCACUGGUCCUUG
Messenger RNA from Phyllopteryx taeniolatus (common seadragon), 2763 nucleotides. Its product is annotated as coiled-coil domain-containing protein 149-like. The coding region runs from base 286 to 1815 and encodes 509 amino acids. The record is from RefSeq and is a predicted model, not a curated record. Lineage: Eukaryota; Metazoa; Chordata; Actinopteri; Syngnathiformes; Syngnathidae. The transcript has 12 exons.